CUAGUAAUAUUUCGUGAAAAGCUAACAUAGCUUAAAUAAAAUCUAAAUUUCAUUGUAAAUUGGAAAAAAUCCAAUAGUGCAAAUAACACUGAAACGUUAGUGCAAGGAAAACUAAAAUUGUGCAAAGGUGAACAUAUUACGAGUGGAAAAGAAAGAAAGUAGUAAAGAGCAGCUAUAGAAGAAGGGGCAAACCCAAAAGUGCAACCGAACACAUAUGCAGAUUGGUCGCUAUUGACAGCAAUAGUUACAAUAGCAAAUUAAACACAAAUUGUACAGAAAUUCAUCGUCGAGGUAUUCCCUAUCCUAGUUGUACUCCAACACACAAAAGCUCCUGCUGUGUUCGCUAUACUCCCCCUUAUGUGGUUUUACGUGUCAUCACCAAUAUAGGCCUAGUAAGAAAAAAUAAAAAUAUAAUUAAGCGCAGUGCCAAAGUUAUCAUUCGAGCAAGUGGCUAGCACACCAAACAGUCGGUGUCUCGUGACAUUGUUCAGCUGAGACUUUGCGCGACUGGGGCAAACGGAGAAACUUCUACUUUAACCGCAACUACAAUUUAGUGUUCGCAAAAAGGAAAACAGCAGUCAGACUGCAAGCAAUCAAAUACUUAACUACGCAUUCUACCUACAUAUAAGGCUCAGCUUGCUUUGGAGCACUAUCUAAAAACAAAAUCUACAACUCGACAAGAGCAAAAAAGUAAAACUAAAAAAAAAAAUAAUAAUAAAAACUAGCAUUUUACGCAAAAACGCAAAGCCAUAAAAGUUUAAGAAAAAGUACAUAAAGAAAGCAAAAAAACUAAGCGUAGCGAAAACAAUCAAAAUGCGAAAACAAAAGGAAGACAUGCAAGUGAAUGUCGCUGGUCUACGUCGGAACAUCAAAAAUCUUGCGCACAACUACUCAGAUGCGCAGGUAAAAGUACGUGAGGCCACCUCCAAUGACCCGUGGGGGCCGUCGGCCACGAUAAUGGCCGAAAUCGCCGAUCUCACCUACAAUGUGGUUGCCUUCUCGGAGAUAAUGCAAAUGAUUUGGAAGCGCCUGAAUGAUCAUGGCAAGAACUGGCGUCAUGUCUACAAAGCGCUCAUACUGUUGGAGUAUUUAAUCAAAACCGGCACAGAGAAGGUGGCGCAACAGUGCAAAGAGAAUAUUUUCGCCAUACAAACACUGCGUGAAUUCGUGUACUUUGAAGAGGGUAAAGAUCAGGGCACGCAUGUGCGCGAAAAGGCUAAGCAGCUGGUGAAUUUAUUGAAAGACGAUGAGCGUUUGAAGAAUGAGCGCGUGAAAGCUUUGAAGGCGAAAGAACGUUUCGCUCAACAUCCCAGUGGUUUUGGUAGUGAUGGAUAUAUUGAUGGACCGACGCAUCGUGAUAUGCCGCCCGGCUGGCAGGAGGAACCGAAGCCGGUGUCCGAACUUGAGUUGGUGCGUCCACAAACGGCGGGCGAAGAGGAGCUUCAAUUGCAGUUGGCCAUGGCGAUGUCGCGCGAAGAAGCCGAACAAGAAGAGGCUAAGCGACGCAGCGAUGAUGUGCGACUACAGCUUGCGCUGAGCCAGAGUGAACAAGAUUUCAAAGAUCAAACGGUUCCAGCUGCGGCGCCUAAAAAGGAAGAACCACAAUCACAUCUGUUAGAUUUGCUGGACAUUUCUUUGGGUGCCACGAGCAUUUCGAGUCCACCGUUGGGCGCCACAGGCGGCAGUGGCGAUCCAUGGGCCACACCGGCACGAGCUGGGAGUCAGCUAUCUGAUCCUUGGUCGGGCACAUCAUCGCCACAAAUCGAUCCUUGGCAACCGGCCGCAGCUAUGCGUACCGCCAUCGCUCCAGCGCCGUUGGGCGCCGUCGGCGGUAUAGGCAGUAAUGGUGAUGAUGCCUGGGGUCUAACACGCACACAAUCGCCGUCCGUCGCUUCUGGCUCGUCAACUGAGGGUUGGCUGCAUAGCAAUGGCGCUGGCAUUGCCGGUGCGGCUGGUGGCGCAGCGAUUUUGAAUGGCAAUUCCAUUGGUGGCGGUGCUAUUGGUGGCCUAGACCCUUGGCUUUCGAAAACGGGCGCUAUUGGUGGUGCACCUGCAGCGGAGAGAGUGGAACCAACAGAUCCUUGGUUGACGGAAAGUGUGAAACCAGUUACUAUGGCACCACUAGCGGCUGCGCCUAAUGUCGACCCAUGGGCGCCCAAAGCCGGUGCGACCAGUGAUGACCCUUGGAAGAGUAAUCAAACGAGUGCGGUUAAGAAGCCUUCGCCCGAUUUGGAUGAGUUCGAUAUAAUAACCAAUCGUAAUAAGACUGGCGAUUUACUAACUAACAACUUGAUAAGUGCUUCGAACAACAAUAACGCAUCACUACUCGAUGAAAUGGAUCCUCUGUCUGCAACGAAUUCAUCGCUCAAUGCAUCAUCAACGAAUACGAACAAACAACUGAAAACACCGCAAUCGUUCUUAGGUGAAAACUCGUCAUUAGUUAACUUGGAUAAUCUAAUAAAGCCCGUGCAAACGCAGUCACAAGCUGGCAAUGCUGCCUACAAUCCAUUUAGCGAUACUGUUAUACCACCAAAAACAAAUCUAUUCCAACAACAACAGCCUGCGGUACCGUCCAUUAACCAGCUAAAACAGCAACAGCCUUUUGCUAUGACUAUGAAUCAGGAUCCUUGGGCGCCGGUUGCUAACUCCACUAAUGCGUCUCAGUCCUCCAGAAACUUCUUUACUGAUUACGAUAGCGACGACUUUACAAGUUUUAAUAGCAGCAAUGAGCAUAAUCACAAUGACAUACUGAACAACAGUAAUAAUAGUAAUAACAAACAAACCAACAACAACUUCAAUAAUGACAACAAACAAGCUAUGCAAUACUCCAAAAGUGAUUAUGAAGUCUUCAACUCUUCGUUUGCCAGCUCAAGCGACUUUUUUAUAUAUCGUAAUAACAACAACAAUAAUAACAAUAACAAAAGUCAACAUGAUGGACCACACCAAUUCCAAACACAAGUACAAAUUCAUAGUCAAAGUGUAGAUAAUAUACGUAAUAUGCAAAUUGCCAGCGACAGCGACACCGAUCUGCAUGAGAGAGCCUCAACCAAUACGCUACGCAGCUUCCAAGGCAAAGUCAACAACAAUACGCUGCGCUUUCAGUCGACACUCGCACCCACUACCACUCAAUUUCAGCCCUUUGCUGACUUCAGCAACGCAAUUAAGCCCGAUUUUCCGAGUGCCAAUAGUAAUUUUAAUACUAAUAACACCAACAACAACAAUAAUCCUUUAUCGAAUUAUGCAUUUGGCCAGCCACCGGUCGGCAGUGCAAAUGACAAAUAUCCAGCAGCGUCGUUGACGUCAAGCUACAGCAAUGCCUUGACAGCUGCUCUGGCCGACACGCCGGGCAUUAAAAUAGCGCCGGUAUCGAUGUUGCCCACGUCAGGUACAACAAUGCAAACAACAUUUGGUUAUGCCGCCGGUUUUGGCAACAGCUUUGAUAACAAUGGCGGCGCCGGCGGUGCUGGCAGUGCUGGCGGUGGCUCGCUGUUCAAUUAUGGCUUCUUCGAUGCGAAUUCUUCAAUGAACCACAACCAAAACAACAAUUAUGGAAAUAAUAUCGAUAACAAUAAUGCAAUAUUUUCGACGUCCACCUUAUCGUCAUCGUCGUUGGGCAACUGUAAGCUGGAAAACAACAAUAAUAUGCCUUGGAUGAACCCGGAAGCAGCAUCGUCGUCGAAUCCAUUCUUAUCGUAAAGUAGUUUUUUAAAUGCGGAAAUUUAUAUAGGGCGGGUUAUAAAACAGCGUGUGCGAGUUAGAGGAAUAAAGAUUUCUUUUUUUAUAUAGACAUAUUUACGCAUAAAACAGAGAGAAACUAAAACAAACAAAAAAAAAAAAAA
Molecule: messenger RNA, 3839 nt
Organism: Bactrocera tryoni
Lineage: Eukaryota; Metazoa; Arthropoda; Insecta; Diptera; Tephritidae
Gene: lqf
Product: epsin-1
Exons: 11
Coding region: 814-3696 (960 amino acids)
Biological process (GO): endocytosis
Cellular component (GO): plasma membrane; clathrin vesicle coat; endosome
Molecular function (GO): clathrin binding; phospholipid binding
Source: RefSeq, a predicted model, not a curated record